UUUUCUUUAUUACGUUUUAUAUAUAUAAAAAAAUGGUUGUAAAUAAAAGUCCUGAAGCUGAUUCAGACUUAAAAUUGGAGUCUUCGCCCGAGAUGAAGGCCAAAGAAGAAAAGACUGAAGUCAAGGAAGAGAAAAACGACGUUAAGGAAGAAAAGACUCAAACCAAAGAAGAGAAGGAAGAAAAAGCUCAAGUCAAUAAGCCAAAGAUUACCGACGUUAGAAGAGGCCAUGUUCAAAGCAAUCUUGCCAAAAAACAAUGAAUUGGAAACAGAGAGUGUCGGUUCCUUUCAUUGGCACAUUGAGGACUGGAAGGCUUUAGAGACUAAAACACAUAGUCCUGUAUUCCAUGUAAAUGGAUACCCUUGGCGUAUUUUGUUAUUUCCUAAGGGUAACAACCAAAAGACAGCUACCUCCAUUUAUCUCGAAAUUGCUAGUCCAAAAGAGAAUGGUCUACCAGAUGGAUGGCACAUUUGUGCUCAAUUCGCACUUGCCAUUUCCAAUCCCGAAGAUCCCACUUGUUAUUACCCAAGCAGUGCUAAUCAUCGUUUUUCAUCUGAAGAGAUUGAUUGGGGAUUCACGCGUUUUUACGAUGUAGAAGAUCUUGGUCAAGUUUCCGCCGCAGGAAAGGGACCGUUCCUUGUCAAUAAUAAGACGACCAUUUCCGUUUACAUCCGUAUCGUGAAAGACGAAACAGGAGUUCUUUGGCAUAAUUUUGUCAAUUACGAUUCCCGUAAGGAAACCGGCUAUGUUGGUAUUAAAAACCAAGGAGCUACAUGUUAUAUGAACUCUUUGUUACAAUCGCUUUAUUGCACCAAUAAAUUCAGAAAGGCAGUGUAUGAGAUUCCUACCGAGGGGGACGAGCCUACCAAAAGUGUUGCCCUGGCUCUUCAGCGAUGUUUCUACAACCUACAAUAUGCUUCUGCUCCUGUCGGCACUACAGAAUUAACUCACUCGUUUGGUUGGAACACUCUGGAUGCUUUUAUGCAGCAUGACGUACAAGAAUUCAAUCGUGUCUUACAAGAUAAUUUGGAAGAAAAGAUGAAGGGUACACCAGCAGAUGGAGCCAUCUCGAAAUUGUUUGAAGGAAAAAUGAAAAGUUACAUCAAGUGCAUAAAUGUCAACUUUGAAUCCUCACGAGUUGAAGAUUAUUAUGAUAUCCAGUUAAAUGUUAAGGGUUGUAAAAACCUGAUCGAUUCAUUUGAAGAUUAUAUUACAGUCGAAACAUUGGAAGGUGAUAAUAAAUACAUGGCUGAGGGGCAUGGUCUUCAAGAUGCAAACAAAGGUGUCAUUUUUGAAAGCUUCCCUCCUGUAUUACACUUACAGCUCAAGCGUUUUGAAUAUGAUUUCAUGCGGGAUACGAUGGUCAAGAUCAAUGACCGACACGAGUUCCCCGCCGAAAUUAACUUGGACAAGUAUUGUUCAACUGCCGAUGAAGAUGGCCCAUAUGAUUAUGAACUUCACGGUGUUCUUGUCCAUAGUGGUGACAUCACGGGUGGCCAUUAUUUUGCCUUAAUUCGACCUGAAGCCAACGACAAAUGGUUCCGUUUCGAUGACGAUCGUGUGACGCCUGUUUCCAAAAAGGAAGUGUUUGAGGAAAAUUACGGUGAUGAACCUCAUCGUGAUAACAAAGAUACCUCUGUUGCAUCUCCACCAUUCUUAACAGGCACUACGAGAGUAAACAGUGUUCGUAUGAUGAAGAGAUUCACUAAUGCAUACAUGUUGGUUUAUAUCAGAAAGAGCAAAUUGGAUGAAAUAUUAGCACCUGUACAAGAAACAGAUAUCCCCGAGCAUUUAAAGCGUCGUUUGGACGAUGAAAAGGCAACAAUCGAAAAACGCAAGAAAGAUAGACUAGACAUGCAAUUGAAUGUCAAAGUAGCUGUUGUGACGGAUGACUCCUUCAAAGAAUAUCAAGGGUUUAAUCUAGCUGCAUUCGAUGAUAGAUAUUUGGAAGCAUCUGACAAUGUCGAUAUUUUCAAGGCUCUCAAAACCGAAAAAAUUAGCGCAUUUAAACAGCAGUUAAUAGACCAUUACAAAGUUGAACCCGAAAGAUUUAGAUUGUGGAGUAUUCUUUACCGUCAAAACAAGACUGUCCGAGUAGAUCAGCCUCUGUCAUUAGCUGACGAAAGAACCACUGUCGAAAAAAUGAGAGAGGCUACCUGUGUCAGCUCUCUAAAUAAUGGAUUCACCAAAUUUUAUAUGGAAAUAGCUGAAAAAGAUAAGCCUUUACCUGUACUUAAAAACGACCAAAUGCUCGUCUUCGUUAAAUAUUUUGAUGUCAAGCAACAAAAAUUAAGAGGUCUUGGUCACAUAUUUGUCUCUCUUAGUGAUAAGGUUGGCAGUAUUUUAUCCAUACUGGUUGAAAAAGCAGGCUUGCCUAAGAGCACUUCAAUUCAGCUUUACGAAGAGAUCAGACCUACAUCAAUUGACCCUUUAAAGAGUGACCAAACCUUCCGUAAGGCAGAAAUCCAACAUGGUGAUAUUGUUUGUUUCCAACAAACAAUAUCUCAAAAAGAAAUUGAUGAAUUGUUAAAUGCUGAAAAAUACCCUUCAGUACCACACUAUUAUAAAUACUUAUACAACAAGGUGUGUAUCUUAUUACAGCCUGUCCCCGACAGUAGAGUAGGAAACGGCAAAAAGCAGGAUAUAAAGCUUAUCUUGGACAGAACUGCCAGUUAUGCACAUGUUGCAAAUCGACUUGCAAGUCAACUUCAUGUGGAAUCUACCAAAAUCCGUUUCAUGUCCUCCGAUCCUGCUACAAAUCAACCUCGCGAUAUCAUCCAUUAUAAACCCGGGAAAAGGCUUGAAGAGAUGAUCCCUACUUUACCCAAACCAAAUGAUUAUGCUCAAUUUGUCAGCUUCGAGAAUAUCAAUACACCUGUCAUGUACUACGAGAUCAUGGAUCUGGAUGUUGCAGAGUUAGAGUCAAGACGGUCAAUUGAAGUGAAUAUCAUUGGUCCCACUUUACGUAAAGAGACUAAAGUUACUGCGCUUGUCACAAGAGCAGGAUCCGUCCGUCAGCUUCUGGAUCAAGUGAUUACCAAGGGGAAAAUGGAAAUCAAAGAUCCCAGUAAAAUCCGUCUUUAUGAAGCUGUUGACGGUAAAGUCACACAGGAGUUCUCGCUUGAUCAGACUGUGGACAAUGUAGCUUGUGAAAAAACUGCAGUCGUGUAUGCCGAGCCUAUUCCUAAAGACGAAUUAGAAAUGGACCAAGAUACAGACCGUUUGAUUCAAGUUGUUCAUUAUCACAAGAACCCCACUGAAUUCCAUGGUAUUCCUUUCCGGUUUGUUGCUAUUAAGGGCGAGCCUUUUGAGGAGACCAAAAAGCGGUUACAAAAGAGAACUGGCUUGGGUGACAUGGAUUGGAAAAAGGUCAAGUUUACCGUUUUGAGGAACUUGAAUGCACCAGAACCACAAGUGACAGUUAUCGAUCAGCCCACAUUUGAGCUUCGAAACGCACGUCUUCAAGAAGAGGAUGCGCUUGGGUUGGACCAUAUGGAUAAAUCAUCAAAGGGUCGAUUUAGCAGUGUGUUUGAAAAGGGAAUCUUUAUCAGAGGGUAAAAAAAAAAAGAAAUAAAAAAAAAACGAGUCUUUCUUUUUUUCGCCAAUUUGAAAUAUGGUUUUACCUUUGUGUAUAAAAAGCCUUACAAUGUCUAAAGCGG
Messenger RNA from Mucor mucedo, 3659 nucleotides. RefSeq lists its product as uncharacterized. Gene Ontology annotation, molecular function: cysteine-type deubiquitinase activity; cysteine-type endopeptidase activity; protein binding. The record is from RefSeq and is a predicted model, not a curated record. Gene Ontology annotation, cellular component: nucleus; cytosol. NCBI's taxonomy places the organism in Eukaryota, Fungi, Mucoromycota, Mucoromycetes, Mucorales, Mucoraceae. Gene Ontology annotation, biological process: protein deubiquitination; regulation of protein stability. Bases 229 to 3558 code for a protein of 1109 amino acids. The transcript is spliced from 13 exons.